AGUCGAGAUGGCGGCGCCCACGUUACGAGGAUCGGUGUAGCUUGUUUACACUGAGCCGCCGUAGAAAAGAUGCGUCCCGGGCGCUCGCACCAUCACCGUGUGCACGAUUUCCGCGUCAGUCGUCCUUCUUAUCCGAAAUAAUCAACGUGCCUAGCAUCCGUUUAUGGUUUACGCUUCAAGGAAGAGCAGCCGGACGGAGAACUUCGGCUCAUUGUAUCACCAUGCGUACGAGCACCGACGGCCCAGACGAUAUUCUUGAACGGCUGCCCUCUACAAACAUAACCAUCGGGCACACGCCAAAACAAAGCGAAAGAGAUCACGGUGACAUCGCAGCAGAGCCAGUACAUCAGGCAGCACCGAGUCCGGCUUGUGAGUCGGGAGAAGCUGUAAAACCAUCACCAGAGCCAGCGUGUGAGCCGGGCCGUGUCACCGAUAAAUCUGUUCAAGUACGGCUGCUAACCCACCACGAAGCAUCACAAGCAGGGGAAAAGAAAAUUCUAUCAACAAGUGCUACACAAACAGAGCCACAAGCUGUUUCUUCAGGUUCCCUGUCAUUUGCGUCUCUGGAACGGUCUUCUUCAUUGGAGCCUGUACGAGGUCGACUGCAUUCCUGCGAGCAGUGCACCUACGUGACACGUAAUAAGUCACAUUUGACCAGCCACCUUCGGACACACAUAGGUGAAGGCUCCUUCCAGUGCCACUUAUGCCCAGCUGCAUUCGCUAAGGACUUCAAGCUGACGGCUCACAUGCGCACUCACCCAGGAGAGCGUCCCUUUUCCUGUGUUCACUGCAGUGCAUCCUAUAAGCGGCAUUAUGACCUCCUUGUCCACAUGCGCACCCACACAGGAGAGCGCCCCUUUUCCUGUGUCCAGUGCAAUGCAUCAUUUUCGCGGAAAGAGUACCUCAGUGUCCACAUGCGCACUCACACAGGAGAUCGUCCCUUUUCUUGUGUGCACUGCAAUGCAACCUUUGCGCGGAAAGCGAGCCUCGUGAUGCACAUCCGCGCUCACACAGGAGAGCGUCCCUUCUCCUGUGUCCACUGCAGUGCAUCAUUUUCGCGAAGACAAUGUCUCUUGAUGCACCUCCGCACUCACACAGGAGAGCGUCCCUACUCGUGCGUCCACUGCAGUGCAUCUUUUUUACAAAAACACCAGCUCAAUAGCCACAUGUUCCGCCGUCAUGAAAAGAAGAAGUCAUAAAUGUGAGUGGCCUAUGGGCUUCCCUCGAAAAUAAGUUUGUUGAUUAGAAGGGAAAGUUUGGUUUAAGGGGACACUAAAGGCAAAUAACAUUUUAUUUCAGAGUGAAAGGCUAAUGUUUGAGAACGUCUGAAAUGUGAGUGUUAUCAACCACAGGGCUCUACUAAUCGAGAAAUUACGGUAACUGUAGAAGAUAAUAUGCGCCACCACUGGGACAUUUUAGAGUGAGCACGAUGACGUCAAGAGUCCCAAAUACAAUAAUCGCUAGGUGCUCAAACUACUUAUAAUAAAAAAUAACAUUCCGUGCAUUACAAGAGCUACUAAAAGCCUGCUUGAGCUUUACUGUUUGAUUCUUGCGGGUUCGAUUCCGGUCGCGGCGGUCGCAUUUCGGUGGAGGCGAAAUGGCAGAGGCCCGUGCACUGUGCGAUGUCAGUGCACAUUAAAGAACACCAGAUGGUCGAAAUUUCCGGAGCCAUCCACUACGGCGCGCUUCAUAAUCAUGUAUUGAUUUUGGCACGUAAAACCCUAGAUAUUAUUACUGUUUGAUUCACUCAAAAGAUAACGUUUUGGUGUUACCUUGGAGAACGGCGCGGGUGGUCCAAAAGUUCCGUUUUCGCCGCGCUGCGCUCUGCUCACGCGUGUCAGUGAUAGUUUCCGCUUGCGUAGUCGGAUCUCGAGGGUACUUUCAUUAUCACGAAUUGCUGCGCGUGCUUUGCUAGCCGCGAGACCCGCUCUAACUGCAAUCUAUAGAAAAUGGCGCGUCCAUGUAACCUCUUUUAAAGCCCGAAUUGUGUACGCCACUUGACGAGUAGCAGCUGGAGCAACGAAAUCAACGACACACCGAUGGGCGCCACGGAGGUAACUCCUACGCUCGAAGUGUCUUAAGUGCCGCACUUAUGCGACAGUGAGAUGAACGUUAAGAAAAGAAAAAUGCUCGUGUGCUCCCUGCAUUUCCGUGUAGAUGAUUACUAAACCAUCCGUAACGUAAGCAAGUCGCGUAACCCGCCCUUCAAAGUUCUCCUUCCCCACAACGCUGUUGCGUUGGUCUUGUCAGGAUACUGCGCGCCCAUGUAAGGGAAAUGGAACAAUAAAGAAAGGGGUCGAAGGUUUCAAAAAAGUAAAACUGUAUAAUAGCUAGGGCUAUAUAUUAUUCACGUGGAUGUUUUCGUGAACCGUCCCUCUCCGCGCCUCAAAGCCAAAUGAGUCUCCAGGCGCUUCACGACUCCUCAGAUAGGAUGAACAUUGGUCCUAAGUGUAUCACAUAAUUGAAGGCUGCGCACACCGAUUUCAUGGUACACAUGGGCUGGUCGUGUCGCAUUUUGGUGGCACGGCGCCCCACCGGCGUAAACAGAGGCUCACUGAACGGCAUCAGCACAAAUGCCCGCACGCAGAUGAGGCGGCCGUACUCCAGAGCUCCGGACCGCAUACAGAUUCUUCCUGACACUACACAGCAGUGUCCGAGUAGCCGCUUCCUUGUAAUUAUUCCAUUGGCGGGGCUCGCAGUGUUGACACGCUGAGCCCUUUCUUGGACUACGUUUCUAGGUGCACCAUUCGUCGGGGAUGACCUCGGCGAUGCUGCAUUGUCGCCGCCACUACAGAGAAGAUAACGAUCGGCUCCGUCGAGUAAUCCGCCCAGGUGCUUGCGGCAGUGCAGCGCCUAAGCCUCAAUCAAAUGAACUUCUUCCAGUGAAGUGGCGGUUCUUUGGGAAGCCUGACAGGCCCACCUCACUCUUUCCUGGGAAUGGAAAACAGGUGGCCCAUCACGUUCUUCCCCGUUGGAGCGGACGCUGCGCCGUGCUUCCUAUACAUAACUUGCAAGUGACGUCAGUUCCUGUCUUCCGUCCGCCAUCACCGAGCACAUACGUCUCAGUGACCGCGCUGUGUUUACGUUCGUGCGCGGAUCGUUCGGCGAAGUGCGCGUGUUUUGAUAGUUUGCCUUGCGCUUAUGACGAACGAGAAUCGUUCAGGACAUUAUGCAGCCUGCAGUUUCGUCAGUGGUGUCGCACGUAGUGGUUGAAAAAGCUUCGCACGAGUCACCUACAGCGGCGCUCUUCACCGCCUAGCAUUUUGCGGCGCUCAAACUGCACAGAUUUCGUCACUGAUUGCUGCAUAAAACUAUGGCCCAAUAACAUGUUUGGCGCCCAGUCGGGGUUCGUUUCACCGGAGAGCUAAGAGGGCCUCCGGAAAACCAAGGCGCGAUCGCUGUGUUCAAUUCGGUGCUUCGUUUCGACAAAACAGUCCUCGCGCAUAACUCCGUGGUGAUACACUCGGCGAAAAGGUGAGGAGAUUCGGAAGCAUAACUUGCCUGUUAUGAAGUGACACCCGCACAGACAAACGUUGUGCAACCUUCGAGGUACUUCCUGUUUACGCGCGCAUAAGCCAUGUGCUCCGCUUCUCGGACAGCUCUUUCGUGCGGUCGCACGGCUUUGUGAUCACGUUUGGCAAACAGUACGUCCCCGCGUCUGGUCACCUUUUUUUUUAUUGAUUCGCACUUCUCGUGCUGCAGCCAAAUAUCGCACAAAUCACCGUUGCGUUGUGCAGCGUUGACGGGAAAUGCGAGAGCCGCA
Molecule: messenger RNA, 3763 nt
Organism: Rhipicephalus sanguineus (brown dog tick)
Lineage: Eukaryota; Metazoa; Arthropoda; Arachnida; Ixodida; Ixodidae
Product: gastrula zinc finger protein XlCGF8.2DB-like
Exons: 4
Coding region: 222-1199 (325 amino acids)
Biological process (GO): regulation of transcription by RNA polymerase II
Molecular function (GO): RNA polymerase II cis-regulatory region sequence-specific DNA binding; DNA-binding transcription factor activity
Source: RefSeq, a predicted model, not a curated record